GCAAACAGAAUAAGUCGACAUUUUGAAUAACCGGCAAUUUCAGGGUAGCAGUGUAGUGUUUGGUAUACUUAGGUUAGAAUAGCUAUUUUCAUAAUUAAAAAUAUUCGUGGUAAAUCUGAAUGUCAUGUGAUUAGUACGAUAUUUUUCGAUAUUAAUAGUGAUUAAUAUUCGAAUGAAAGUUCAUUGAUCUAAAAUAUAUUUUUUGUGGUGAUACAGUAUAUGUCGAAGGUUGUCAAAAUAUCUAUCAACUGUUCUUCUGUCAAAUGAUUUUUAUACGACUUUGAUAAAAAAAGAUAAAUAAUUUAAAUUGCAACAAUAUUAACGAUAUUUCAUGUAUUGAAAAUGGCCGCGAGUGAACCAAGUGUAUCAUUACUUUCUAGAGAAGAUAAUAAGUGGAGAAAAGAUUUAAUUUUUCAAUUACAAGAAAGGAACAAGAGACAAACAUAUUGUUUUGCAGAUCUUAUUAGUUUACAUAAUAGAUUGUUUGAAAGUGCAAAUACAUUACGUGGAGAAAAUAUUCAGCUAACUAUAGCAAAUGAAACUCUCCGUCGUGAAGCAGCAAGUGGGACUCCUGGUUUAAGUGUAAAUGCUGAUCUUGAAGCUCGUCUUCUAAAGCAAGCAGAAGAAUUAGCAACAUUACAUAAAAGAAAAGGAGAACAUACACAACAAAUAGUAGAUCUCAAUAAUAAAUUACAAGAAAUGAUGAAAGAACUUCAAGUUAAAGAAACAAGUCUUGCAGAAAGUAUAGAGCUUAAUACAAAUUUACGUUUAGAAAUAUCUAAAUGUCUUAACAAAGAGAAGGAAUUGGAAAGCAUUAAUCAAAUGUUAAAAGAUGAGCAUCAAGCUUUGCAACUUGCUUUUGCAUCUUUAGAAGAAAAGCUUAGAAAAACACAGGAAGAAAAUCGUCAAUUAAUAGAACGUUUGAUUAAAUACAAAACUCGAGAUGCAGAAAAAGUGAAUGAAGAAAAUGACAACUUUUUGAAUGAGAGUUUUUCCAGUCCGACAGCCUUUUUGAUGCAUACCAUAUCAAAAUUUGGAAAAAGGCAAGCAAAGGUUCAAAAAGAAUUAGAAGAUGCUGCACGUGACACACGACCAGUUAGCCCUGAUAGAUCGAGUUUAAAAGAAGGAAUCGCUGGUCUUCCUACUGCGGUACCGACGAAAGUAUCCGUCACGUUUACUGCACACGACGGAGAAGUUUACGCCGUAAAAUGGUCUCCCGUCGAGAGGAUGCUUGCCACCGGUGGUGCUGACAGGAAGGUGAAGCUUUGGAAUAUCUCAAAAGGCGCUUCAGAGAGCAAAGGUAUUCUCGUUGGUAGCAAUGCUGGAGUGAUGUGCGUCGAUUUCGAUUCUACGGGAACAUUGAUACUUGGAGCGUCGAAUGACUACGCCAGCCGAGUAUGGACUGUCAGUGACUUCCGAUUAAAGCACACUCUAACGGGCCACUGCGGGAAGGUGAUGGCUGCGAAGUUUCUUGGCGAGCCUUCAAAAGUAGUUACUGGCAGUUACGAUCGUACCCUAAAAAUUUGGGACCUGCGUAGCAAAGCGUGUAUAGAAACAAAGUUUGCGGGCUCGAGUUGCAACGAUCUUGUAACCUCAGACGGCGCGGGUUCUACAAUAAUUAGCGGCCAUUUUGACCAUAGGAUUAGAUUUUGGGACACAAGAGCCGAAUCCAGCUCAAAUGACAUUUUAUUGGAAGGAAAGGUCACUUCGCUGGAUUUAUCUCGUGAUGCAAAUUACCUUUUGAGCUGUGUCAGAGAUGAUACAUUGAAACUCAUCGAUCUGCGGAUGAAGAAGAUCAUUGGAUCAUUUAGCGCCGAUGGGUUUAAAGUCGGUUUCGACUGGACACGAGCUACUUUUAGUCCAGAUGGUCAGUACAUAGCGGUUGGUUCUUCAGACGGGUCCGUUUUCAUUUGGUCUGUCGCCACUAACACGAUUGAGACUGUGUUGAAAAACCAUUCAGCUGUGGUGACAGCAGUUUCUUGGCAUCCGCACGGCACCUAUUUCGCAUCUGUGGACCGUGCAAAAACGGUGACAAUAUGGGGCGACCACGUUUAACAGGACAAACAAUCCCAGGAUAGACACGAUUGUCUCGCGUAACGAAGGUGUGCGAGGACUUAAGAAUGUAUCCAUCGAUAUUCCAUUGGCCGUGGCAGAUGGCACCACCGUCAAUAUGAGUUGUGGAUACGAUCUAGAAUCGGAUACUUUGUACACAGUGAAAUGGUACUACAA
Molecule: messenger RNA, 2229 nt
Organism: Apis mellifera (honey bee)
Lineage: Eukaryota; Metazoa; Arthropoda; Insecta; Hymenoptera; Apidae
Gene: Atg16
Product: autophagy-related protein 16-1
Exons: 14
Coding region: 343-2055 (570 amino acids)
Biological process (GO): autophagosome assembly
Cellular component (GO): autophagosome membrane
Molecular function (GO): protein binding
Source: RefSeq, a predicted model, not a curated record